CUUGUCGACUAAUGGUUGUAUGGCAUCCAUUUGUAACAUUAAGAGAGGCAAGCAUUUCGAUUUGAAGACCAUUUGCUGAAACAAAAAAACUAAAACAAUCGAUACAGCAUGCGCAAUUGCCGGCAUUAGGGAUAGUGGAUAGCUGCCUGAAUAAGGGAUAGAGGACAGCAGCCGACAAAUGGAAGCGACAGAGGAACAACUGAUAUUGGCCACCGGUGGCUAUGACCACACAAUAAAAGUGUGGCAAGCACACACCGGCAACUGCAUAAAAACAAUGCGUUUUGUGGACACAUCGCAAGUUAAUGCGCUGGAUCGGACGCCGGAUAAGACACGACUGGCCGCCUGUGGCUAUCAGUGCAUACGUCUUUAUGAUUUGGAGUCGAAUAGCACGACACCGGUCAUCAAUUUCGAUGGCGUGCAGAAGAAUGUGACGCGUCUGGGGUUCCAGGAGGAUGGCAACUGGAUGUUCACCGCUGGCGAGGAUCAUCGCGUCCGUAUAUGGGAUAUGAUAUCGGCGCCACCGCACUGCUCGCGCGUCUUUGAUUGUCAAGCGCCGGUGAAUGCCGCCUGCCUGCAUCCCAAUCAGGUGGAAAUCGCGAUGGGCUCCCAAAAUGGUGGCGUUUAUCUGUGGGACGUGAAAUCUGUGGCGCAUGAGCAGCUCAUACCCGAAAUGGAUGCCUCCAUACAGGAUGUGGCCAUCUCGCCGGAUGGACAUUAUAUGGCGGCGGCUAAUAACAAAGGCAAUUGCUAUAUCUGGUCCCUCAACAGCAGUCCAAGUCAGCAGCUGAGCAUAUUGAAGCCCAAGAUGAAGAUAUCGGCGCAUAGUCGCUAUAUCCUCCGCUGCAAAUUUAGUCCAGACUCCCGUCUAUUGGUCACCACAUCGGGCGAUGGCACAGCGUGCCUUUGGAAAACCGAAGACUUCACCAAAUGGCGCGAGUUGUCCGUUGAGAACUACUGGGUAUGGGAUGUGGCCUUCAGUGCUGACUCCAAAUGGCUCUUCACCGCCUCCUCCGAUGGUGUGGCUCGCCUUUGGAAGCUGCAGACAAAGAGCCCCGAGCGCAAGUACACAGGACAUACCAAAGCCAUAACAGCUCUGUCCUUCAAAGACGAGAUCGUGGCCGAUUAGCAUAGAGAGUCAACAGUUUCAUGGGUGGGCGUCCAGUGUGUUGUUUUUAGUAUAAGAAAUUGUGGAAUUAUUGUUUUUAUAUUGACUUGAGUGCUGAAAACUGUGAACACCGCUAAGCCUAUAAAGGUUUUCCAAACUAUUCCAACUAUGUUUGUACAGAACACAAUUCACCAAAUGUUUUGGUCAGACAGACAACCAAUUUGCAUACAAAUUCAUGCCAUUUUUCAAGUUACCACAAGAAAGCUUUAUUGUUUUUUAGAGUAUAAUGGGACGACUUUGUCUGUCUGAACGAAGCUUAAUGAAUCAAUAGUUUUUGUGAGCUCAAAGAGUUUUUCUGCAACUCUCCCUGCUCGGCAAACCAAUAGAAUAGCUCCAACUGUAAUCUGAAUUCGUACUGUUUAAAAGUUUGGAACAUUUUUUUUUUGGGAAUAGCGCACUUUUUUCCUUUCGUAUAAGACCAAUAUAAAAACAAGACUUAGGCUACGGUCUGACAUGCAAAUCAUCUGCACACAAAUUUGUAAGUAAACCCCAAAGUUGUUUGUUGAAGAAAACUAUACUUAUAGAAUUCUUUUGACAAAUUUGUGUGCAAACUAUUUGCGUAUCUGAGCAUAUGUACUAUUUCGUAGUCAUAAGCUGUGAGCAUCGUUUUUUUCGGCAUUUUGGGAGGCAACUAGAACUCGGGAUACGGACCGGAUGCGAAGGGCAAUAUGGCAAGUCUGAAGACAUAUUCUCCAACUACCUCUCGGGUGAAUGCGCUUAAGCUUUUGUAGCAAAACAAUUUUGUCAUCAUUUGUAAAUUUUUUAUUACUAAUAUACAUAUAGUAUACAUAUUUCAAAUGCAAUUGAAUGAAAAACCUUAGAGGCGUACAAUAAACAUACAAUGCAUAUAAUUUA
Messenger RNA from Scaptodrosophila lebanonensis, 2020 nucleotides. RefSeq names its product protein LST8 homolog (gene Lst8). Gene Ontology annotation, cellular component: TORC1 complex; TORC2 complex. Gene Ontology annotation, molecular function: protein binding. The transcript has 2 exons. The coding region runs from base 179 to 1126 and encodes 315 amino acids. Gene Ontology annotation, biological process: regulation of actin cytoskeleton organization; TOR signaling. Lineage: Eukaryota; Metazoa; Arthropoda; Insecta; Diptera; Drosophilidae. The record is from RefSeq and is a predicted model, not a curated record.